Arvicanthis niloticus (Nile rat) is the source of this 2614-nucleotide messenger RNA. The record is from RefSeq and is a predicted model, not a curated record. Lineage: Eukaryota; Metazoa; Chordata; Mammalia; Rodentia; Muridae.
GACAGAGGAAGUGGCAUCUGUGGUGGUCUAGGCGUGAAUAGGGAUGUGUGUUUGGAGCCGCGGGGUGGGGCCGAAGGAGAGGGGAGGAGACACUCCCAGCCAUCCUGGGAGAGCCACGGCGAGAGGAUCCCUCAGCUCGGUCAUUUCCCACGACCUAUACCCGGUGGGACAGAGCUGAUCCAGACUGAGGGAGUCGACAGAUUUCGUGCGCCCCAAGGUUGCUCAAGAAGCGCAGUUCGGGUCUGCGGGGCAAGAGAUGAGGACGCCAGCGUAGGGAACCGACUGUCCCCUGCCACCCAGACGAUCCACGACAGUCUCCUCCCGGGACUACACUCUCCCUCGCGGGUCUGUCCCCGGGCACAGAUUCUCCACCUCGGACGACUUCCAAGCCCGGGGCGGUCUCUAGGGUUAGAGCACCGGGGUCCUUGGAGGCGUCUUUAAGGCUUUGGUCCCCGCCCUCAGCGCCCGCCCUCUUCCCUCCUCCCUCCGCGAGGAUCCAGCGGCUAAGCGCGCGGAGCAGGUGCGGGCCAUCGUAUGAGGCUGCCAGGGCCGCGGUGGUAGCGGCGCCGGGCGCUCGCCCGCCCCAUCUCCGGGCCACUCUCAGGCUCCGGUGCGCGCGGGGACAUGUCGGUGGUGACUGGCGGCGGUGAGGCGGCCGGCGGGGCCGGCGGCGGUGGCGCGCGGGUCUUCUUCCAGAGUCCCCGCGGUGGCACCGGAGGCAGCCCAGGAUCGAGCAGCGGCUCCGGCUCCUCAAGGGAGGACUCGGCGCCGGUGACCACGGUGGCCGCCGCCGGGCAAGUGCAACAGCAGCAGCGACGCCACCAGCAGGGAAAAGUGACAGUGAAAUACGACCGUAAGGAGCUUCGGAAGCGGUUGGUGCUGGAAGAAUGGAUCGUGGAGCAGCUGGGUCAGCUGUACGGCUGCGAGGAAGAAGAAAUGCCAGACGUAGAGAUUGACAUUGAUGAUCUCCUUGAUGCUGACAGUGAGGAGGAAAGAGCUUUGAAAUUACAGGAAGCUCUCGUAGACUGCUAUAAACCAACGGAGGAAUUUAUCAGAGAGCUGCUCUCCCGGAUAAGAGGCAUGAGGAAGCUGAGCCCUCCGCAGAAGAAGAGCGUAUGAUUUUGCAACAGGGUAAAAUUCUCUUGGAGAUGAAGAAAGAAACUGGGAUUUGGACUCCACAGAUACUUUUAUUAAAAAGAAAAUAACCAUAGUUGUCUUUUAAAACAACAUUUUUUGGUGUGUAUGUGUGUGGGGGGGGUUAGACAUUUAUUCAAAAGUGUUCCUUCUUUUGUUGUUUUAAAGGGUUUUCAUUAUUAUACUAUUGCAAUAGCAAAACCACUACAACUUGGACUGUACCCCAACCAAGGACUAUCAAAGCAGAUGCAUCCACAAGGAUGGGCAAGGCCAGGCCGUGUUUUUUGUAAGGACUCAGCUGUAAUUUAAGAUCUCACUAUACAGGGAAGGUGGUUUUCUUACAGUCAGUUCGGUAAGACAUUUUUAAAUUAUACCUUUGGCAGAUGUCAAAAAGAUCUCAUGCUUGUAUAUAUCUAUAAAAACUAUGUUUAAAAUAAAGAUGUAAGCUUUGUAUCAGGUUCAUGGAAUAAGCCUGUGCUUGCCCUGUUAGACGUGGUCACAACACAUGUGUUCUCGAAAGGCCUCCAGGCAUUCUUCAGACAAACGUGGUCCACCUUCAGCAUCCACUUUCUACCCCAAAGUGAAAGAACUCGGUGUGUUCAUUAUUAUAAUGAGCCACACUACACAUGCGUGGAGUUGGCCAAGGGCUUAAUUCGUAAAGUUUAUUAUUUCAUUGGUUGAGAUGCUUUGCCAGGUGAUGUACUUAUUGCUUCAUUGUGGGUUUUUUUAUUAUUAUUAUUUUUGUUACGUUUUAUGAACUCUUCAUUUUGAAAACCAGCCUGAUUUAUAAAGAAAGGCCUACACUUCCUGAACUGAGUUUUGCAAUGGAGAAAGGAAGCCCCCGUAUAGCAAUGGGUUCUCUGCUUUCAAUGCAAUAUGCUGUAUUAUCUCUGCCCAUGAAAGCAGGUCAAAAGGAAACCAUCUGAUUGAGCCUCUUCCUUCUUAGAAGCAGAUUCUGGCCUUUUCUGUGCCGGCACCAUCAAUCCAGAAGUGUGAAAUAAGGAGAUGGGAAGACUCCUCAAGACCUUUGUUGGCUUAGAAGUCUGGCUUCAUCUCUCAUUUCUCUCAGUGGUUCGUGGUCAUGAUUGUGACCUUGAUUUCCAUGUUAGGAGCUAGGUCUGACUACCUACCCUAACCCCACAGCUACCUACCAGCUCUUUGAGUCGAAUUAAAAUUCAUAUGGGAUGUAGGCAGGGUAAAAAAACUGAGUAAAAGCCCUUCCUUCCUACCUUCCAGGAAGCCCCUGCUGCCUCCCCCUGGAAACCCUGCCUGCCAUAAGAUGUCUCCAGGUGGCCCUGUCUAAAAACAGGGACCAGGCAAUUUAUAUCAAGGGUGCUUUGAACAUAUUUUAUUUUUUAAAAGAACUAUGUUUGUGAAUUUUCCGUAUACUGGCAAGCUUUUGAAAAUGUAUUUAAUUUUGUAAUGUUUACCAAUGAUUUAUUUACAAGCUAUUUACUCAAAUAAAGGGAGCUGCUUACAA